GCUUUUAGGUCGCAUUUGGCCGCCGGAUGCGCACGUGGGAGCAUAUGCAACAAGUGAAUAAGUUGGCACGCGCGCUCGGUCCGGCUUUUUAAACUUUUUUUUGCCCCGCUAUUUGUCUGUCUCGAGACCGAUGCUGUCAGCUGCCGCGCGCUCCUCUAUCUGCUCCCAGCUCUGUCGCAACGAAGGAGAAACUCUCGUGGGCUUCAACUUUUUAGAGGUUCUGAGAAUGAGCUUCGCAUAACGUCGACUUUUUCUUUGUUAUCUACCCCCUCCUCUUGUGUUUUCCCCGCUCUACUGCAUAGAAGUAUGGUAGAUAAAGGCCCCUUGCUGACUUCUGCCAUCAUCUUCUACCUCUCCAUUGGGGCAGCGAUAUUUCAGGUCCUGGAGGAGCCCAACUGGAAGGAGGCUGUGAAGCAGUACAGGAAGCAGAAGGAGAAAAUACUUGAGGACUACCCUUGCCUGUCCAAAGAUGACCUGGACAAAAUAUUAGAGGUAGUGUCUGAUGCUGCAGGCCAAGGGGUCACCAUAACUGGCAGUAAGACAUUUAACAACUGGAACUGGCCCAAUGCUGUCAUCUUUGCUGCUACAGUCAUCACCACCAUUGGAUAUGGAAACAUCGCCCCUAAAACCUCAGAAGGCCGGGUAUUUUGCAUCUUCUAUGGGCUUUUCGGGGUGCCCCUUUGUCUUACCUGGAUCAGUGAGCUGGGCAAGUUUUUUGGUGGCAGAGCAAAGCACCUGGGACAGUUUCUAACCAAAAAGGGAUUUUCAUUGAGAAAAGCCCAGUUUACCUGCACAGCCAUUUUUCUUCUCUGGGGUGUGCUGGUCCAUUUAGUCCUUCCGCCUUUUGUGUUCAUGUCCCAGGAGGGCUGGACGUACAUCGAAGGGUUGUACUUCUCUUUCGUCACCUUGACCACAAUUGGUUUUGGGGACUUGGUUGCAGGUGUGGAGCCAAAUAAAGAGUAUCCAACUCUCUACCGUUACUUUGUGGAAGUCUGGAUUUAUCUGGGGCUGGCCUGGCUGUCCUUGUUCUUCAACUGGAAAGUUCGGAUGGUGAUUGAAGCCCACAAGGCUUUGAAGAAACGUCGCAAGCUGCGCAAGCUGUCUCUUGAAGAGAUGCGCCAUUACAAAGAAUCUCACAAAGCUUCUCUUCGUUUGCCGCCCACUCCCAACGAUGUGAACAUUUUCAGCUUCUUGUCCAAGAAGAAGGAGGGGUACAACGACUUAAUAAAGCAGAUUGGUAGUAAUAAUGAAGGUAAUCACAGGACCAGUGACUCCAGCAAGAAAGCCAAAGACAUAAGUCGCUCUAAGAGUUGCAAUGAUGCACCAGAAUUCAAUGGUCACACCAUCCUCAGCCUGGACCGUUCACCACGCCAAAAGAGACGCUACAGUUUCAGCGACCGUGUUACUGUCGUCUUUUCAAAGUCCAAAAAUUACCUGCUGGGCUCAGAUAAUGGUUUAUUACUAACAGAAGAUCAGGGAGAGGGUGACCCAGAACGAGACCAAAACCAAAUGUACGAGAACCAACUUGACAAAGACGUUGAUGUAGAAAGCAAGGCCGCUGGAGACUGUGGGGCAGGAGGUCGGAGGACGUGGGACUCUAAAGAGUACCAUCCUCUAACCAUUCAGAAUGCAAACAUAACUUUCAUAGAUGAAGAAAACUUUCUGAGCAGUAACUUGGAGGAGCCGGAGGGCGAGGACGCAGAUGAUGACUCUAAGGCAAAAAUCUCCAUCACAACAUGUGAUGAAAACAUCGAAACAAACUCCAGGGAGGAUCAGAGUUCUGAAUGCGACGGGUCCAUUUUUACAAGUGAUGGUUCGGAACACGGCCACUCCUAUGAGAAGCUCGUGGAGGAAUACGCGAAGGAAGACAACACAGAAUCUUGAGCUGUGAAAGCUGACCAACUUGGUCGAGAAAUCUCUUUGGUCCUCUAGUGUUGGCUGGAAGUAUUUGUAUUCCAAUGUGAAGCAUCCAAGUGCAUAUCAAACAUCUGAGAUCAACUUUGAAAUGGACAAUCAAACUCCACACUAAUAAAGAACAAUAGAGCAUGAGUUGUAACCUCAUGAGGAGUCAACAUCUGCUCAAUUAAAGAUUUUCGUUUUUCAGUCAGUUUGAAGAAAAAUCACGUUAUUUUGAUAUAUUCAAACCAGCAGCAGUUUGUGAGUGAUUUUUAUUCCUGCUCAUAGGCUGAAGUUAUAUGUGGAAAUUGGUUUGAUUUCCCAUAGUUUCAACUAUUUCUCUUCACCAUAUUGGUGCUUUUAAAGAUAUUUAUUAACAUGAAGGACAGUGUAGCCUUUGAGUUGCCGUGUGGGUUUAUGCAUCUGCUGUUGCACAAUUUCAGUCAUAUCAGGGUGUAUGAAAGUCCACUCCGGGGCAGACUUGCUUUUACAACCUGAGCCAAACCUUUGUCUUAAAAUUAAGGGGUGAAGAAUUUUUUUUUACUGCAUUUCAUUAUUAAGGUAAGCUCUUGAUCUUGUCAGAAAUUGGUGUUUAUAUUAUGAGCAACCCAACUGUGAUGUCUUCCAUCUGAGCCCUUACACAAACCGAAAAAGAAAAUUAUUAUAAACAGUAAUAAAAUGCAAGCCGAGUUGAGCCUCUUGAACACUUUUUUUAGCCAUUUCUGCCCUGCUGCCGUCUGCAUCCCAGAUGACAGAUUUGCAACUUCAGCACUUGUAAUUUUUUGUGCUUAACAGGGGAUAAAGCUUUCACAGCAACAACAUUCUUAUAUGCUGUCUCUGUAGCAUUCUUUGAUUUGAUUGUGUUUGCCAUGUAAAUAUUGGCCAAGAGCCAGCCAGUAGCGGGUCUGGCUUUGUGGCCAGACCCGCUUGGGACGUGGCUUUGCUGCUUGUGUUUGCCUUUAUGGGGCUUGCACCAACGUGAACAAAUGAAGUGCUGCUCUUGACAGGCAGCUAAGGUUAACUCGUGGCAAAUCAAUAAACUCUUGACGUAUGUCCUUCAUAUCGGUGCUCCCCGUAAGUGUCAUUUGAGCACAAAACCGAGAUCUCAAACAUCUCCAAUUUUCAGUCUUGCAGGCCUUUUGCACACAAUGUCUUGCACAAAGAUUAAAAAUGGUGUUAGUUGGAAUGGUUUAAAAGCAGCAAUCUCAUGAGGGAUUCUUUAGGAGUCUUCUUUUUUUUUUUCUUUCAAAUUCCAGUUAAAAUUUGUUGAACAACAUGCUUGUAAUAAGUGGUCAUAUUUCAGGGUUGAUUUUAUUUUCCACGUGAACACGUCAAAUGCACAUUGACUAAUAUUACUGCCUCAUUAUGUGAAUAGCCUUAAAUCCACUGCAAAGCAGAGGAUGCACAAAACGGAACAUCUUUUUGAAUGUAUUCUGAGCAACUCACUGAAUAGUUGUUUUUCACACAUGGUGUCAUUUGUUUUUCCUUCUCUGGUAAAUUUCAUCACAGUCCCACCAUUUUUUGUUUCCCUUAUGUGAACAAUCUUUUUUCACUGGUUGUCUAUGCAGCAAGGUACUGCUUUGGACUGAAUUGCAAAAAAUAUAUCUAAGAUUAGAUAUUUUUCUCUCCAUUGUGUUAAACUCCAGUAUAAUUGUCUGUGUAGUUCUGUGUAUUUUUUAUGGUUAAAUUAUUUGUAUUUGUAAGUUUGUACAUAAUUUUCAUGAAAACUGUAUAUUUCUUGUAAAAUAAACUUGCAUCAAAUA
Molecule: messenger RNA, 3659 nt
Organism: Xiphophorus hellerii (green swordtail)
Lineage: Eukaryota; Metazoa; Chordata; Actinopteri; Cyprinodontiformes; Poeciliidae
Gene: kcnk5a
Product: potassium channel, subfamily K, member 5a
Exons: 5
Coding region: 307-1884 (525 amino acids)
Biological process (GO): potassium ion transmembrane transport; stabilization of membrane potential
Cellular component (GO): plasma membrane
Molecular function (GO): outward rectifier potassium channel activity; potassium ion leak channel activity
Source: RefSeq, a predicted model, not a curated record